Messenger RNA from Carlito syrichta (Philippine tarsier), 1600 nucleotides. RefSeq names its product nuclear receptor subfamily 2 group E member 1 (gene NR2E1). Bases 1 to 1389 code for a protein of 462 amino acids. The transcript is spliced from 9 exons. Gene Ontology annotation, molecular function: RNA polymerase II cis-regulatory region sequence-specific DNA binding; nuclear receptor activity; zinc ion binding. Gene Ontology annotation, biological process: negative regulation of transcription by RNA polymerase II; cell differentiation; anatomical structure development. NCBI's taxonomy places the organism in Eukaryota, Metazoa, Chordata, Mammalia, Primates, Tarsiidae. The record is from RefSeq and is a predicted model, not a curated record.
AUGGCCGGGCUGCGGCCGGAGGGCGUGUGUGAUACAGAACAGGACGUUUGCAAAAAUCUGGAAACCAGGUUGACUGCUCUCGGCGCGAGUGUCCUGCGCAGAGCUGGCAUCUGGCUCCCGGAGUUGGCCUCGGUGCUAAUCCCUUCAGAGGUCAGAUUACUUAGCAUUUCUCUCUCCCUCUCCCCUUUCCUCCCUCUCCUCCGCCCGCCUCUCCCUCUCGCCUCUUCCCCCCUGCCCGUCUUCCCUGCCAUCUCAGGCCGCAUUCUCGACAUCCCCUGCAAAGUGUGUGGCGACCGCAGCUCGGGGAAGCACUACGGCGUCUACGCCUGCGACGGCUGCUCGGGUUUUUUCAAGCGGAGUAUCCGGAGGAAUCGGACGUAUGUCUGCAAAUCUGGAAACCAGGGGGGCUGUCCGGUGGACAAGACGCACAGAAACCAGUGCAGGGCGUGCCGGCUGAAGAAGUGUCUGGAAGUCAACAUGAACAAAGACGCCGUGCAGCACGAGCGGGGGCCCCGGACGUCCACCAUCCGCAAGCAGGUGGCCCUCUACUUCCGCGGGCACAAGGAGGAGAACGGGGCGGCCGCACACUUCCCGUCGGCGGCGCUGCCAGCGCCCGCCUUCUUCACCGCCGUCACCCAGCUGGAGCCACACGGCCUGGAGCUGGCCGCGGUGUCCGCCACCCCCGAGCGGCAAACCCUCGUGAGCUUGGCCCAGCCCACGCCCAAGUACCCCCACGAAGUGAAUGGGACCCCAAUGUAUGUCUAUGAAGUGGCCACCGAGUCGGUGUGUGAAUCCGCAGCCAGGCUUCUGUUUAUGAGCAUCAAGUGGGCAAAGAGCGUGCCAGCUUUCUCCACGCUGUCUUUGCAAGACCAGCUGAUGCUUUUGGAAGAUGCUUGGAGAGAACUGUUUGUUCUAGGAAUAGCACAAUGGAGCAUUCCGGUUGAUGCUAACACUCUACUGGCUGUAUCUGGCAUGAAUGGUGCCAACACAGAUUCCCAGAAGCUGAACAAGAUCAUAUCUGAAAUACAGGCUUUGCAAGAGGUGGUGGCCCGGUUUAGACAACUCCGGUUAGAUGCCACCGAAUUUGCCUGUCUAAAAUGCAUCGUCACUUUCAAAGCUGUUCCCACACACAGUGGUUCUGAACUGAGAAGUUUCCGGAAUGCUGCCGCCAUCGCAGCUCUCCAAGACGAGGCUCAGCUAACGCUCAACAGCUACAUCCACACCAGAUACCCCACGCAACCCUGUCGUUUUGGAAAACUCCUGUUGCUUUUGCCAGCUUUACGUUCCAUCAGCCCGUCCACCAUAGAAGAAGUGUUUUUCAAAAAAACCAUUGGCAACGUGCCAAUCACAAGACUGCUUUCAGAUAUGUACAAAUCCAGUGAUAUCUAAGCUCUCCAAAUACUCACUUUUCGGGAUGGGACAGUGUCAGAUGAACUUCUACCCACGGAGAACAAGCCUCAACUAACACACCCUUCAGGAAGCAGAAACCUGGGAAGGUGUAGCCUUCAGGAACAAGCAGUUGCCACAGGACACCCAGUAGCUAGGACCCACUGCUCCCACCAGGGCAGGGUGGGCGGGCAGGAAAGAGGCUGCCACGGAC